This is a messenger RNA of Anopheles coustani, 1688 nucleotides long. It is a transcript of the gene eEFSec, whose product is annotated as selenocysteine-specific elongation factor. The transcript has a single exon. Gene Ontology annotation, molecular function: translation elongation factor activity; GTP binding; GTPase activity. The record is from RefSeq and is a predicted model, not a curated record. Bases 5 to 1585 code for a protein of 526 amino acids. Gene Ontology annotation, biological process: selenocysteine incorporation. Lineage: Eukaryota; Metazoa; Arthropoda; Insecta; Diptera; Culicidae.
CAGAAUGUACCUUAAUUUGAAUAUCGGUAUUUUGGGUCAUGUGGAUUCUGGCAAGACAACCCUAGCGCGAACCCUGAGCGCAAUCGCCAGCACGGCAGCGUUCGACAAAAACCCACAGUCUCAGGAGCGUGGCAUUACGCUGGAUCUGGGAUUUAGCGCACUGCAGGUUGACCUGCCGGACCACCUGAGGGAGCAGUGUGUGGCGCACGGAUUCGAAAAGCUGCAGUACACCUUCGUUGACUGUCCCGGACAUGCCAGUCUUAUUCGUACGAUCAUCGGUGGUGCCCAGAUCAUCGACAUGAUGCUGCUGGUGAUUGACUCGGAAAAGGGCAUACAGCCGCAAACGGCCGAAUGUCUCCUCAUAGGCGAGUUGACGUGCAAGAAACUCAUCGUGGUUUUGAAUAAAAUCGACACACUGGUUGAUCCGCAGCAGCGGAAGAAAACGUUGGACAAGCUGAGGAAGGGAAUUUCAAACGUCCUCUCGAAGAUGGCAUUUGACGAGUCGCCGAUUGUGGCCAUUUCUGCCGGAACGGGCGAAAACAUCCAGUUGCUCGUUGAAACACUAGCAGAAAAAUCUUUUCUCCCACGCCGAAGCACCGAUCUUCCGUUUAUGUUCGCUGUCGAUCAUUGCUUCGCAAUCAAAGGCCAGGGCACCGUUUGCACUGGGACGGUGCUACAGGGAAAACUCGGUGUGAAUGAUGACGUCGAAAUUCCAAAACUAAAGCUUCACCGGAAGGUCAAAUCUAUACAAAUGUUCCGUAAAAGCUGCCAAACCAUUCGGCAAGGGGAUCGUGCUGGAAUCUGCAUCACACAGUUUGAUCCCAAAACGUUGGAACGUGGCAUCGUUUGUGCCACCAAUUAUGCCCAUUAUGUCCACGCGUGCAUCACAAAACUUACCCGCGUGAAGUACUUUAAACGGCCGAUCCGGUCGAAGGCAAAAUUUCACGUAACAUGCGGCUACGAAACAGUCUUGGCCACCGUGCUUCUUUUCACGGGUAAAAGUGAAACAUUUUCCUACGAUGAACAGUACGAGUACUUGGAGGAAUUAUCGGACACUUCGAACGCCACCGAUGACCACGUGUUUACGCUCUUGGAAUUCGAAAAGCCAAUACUUGCCUUUCCGAACGCGCUCAUAAUUGGGUCCAGGUUGGACAGCGACAUUCAUGCGGUCGACUGUCGGUUGGCUUUUUCCGGCCGGCUUACACACAUCAUACGGGAUGUAAAGUAUCACGAAACGGUGCUGCCCGGGUUACAGAUUUUUAAGCAGAAAACCAAAACCGGUACAAUUCAACGGGUGGUGAACGAGAGAGAGUUGAUUGCGACGGGACUGUUUAAAAAAUCUGGCAACAGUCGGCAAGCGUUCGUGGGGCUGGGAAUCAGCUUAUCGAGCGGCGAGAGAGGCAUCAUCGAGGACACAUUCGGUGCAAGCGGCAAGGUUAAGUUACGCUUCGCAGAACCGAUUGCAGCUCAUGUUUUAGAACGAAUAGGAAACAAAGCCAGCCAGCAAGAGGACAUUAAAGUGGAACUUUCGUUUAAGAAAUUUCUAUUUCGUAAAGAUGAUAAGAAUAAAAAGGUUGUACAGUAAAAAAUAAAACAGAAAGCGUCUCAAGCGAUUUUUCCGCUUUUUAAUGUUUCAUCAACAUGUGAUAUUUCACCAUCUUGCGAAGAAAAAUUAAAUUAUUUUGGAA